CUACCUCCAGAGCAGAGCUUCACAGUUUGUACCUAACAGUCAUUGCCAGGGACCCAGAACUGAUAAUCAGGACUUUUAGGCUGGGUGAAUAAAAAAUUGAUGGUUGGAAAAUAAAGUAGGAGUUCUCUUUUUUGUGUUUUUACAUUUUGGAGGAGCUGACAGAGUAAGAUAAGGCUUGCUUGGGGAAGGAGUUGAAACAGCGACUUUGGAAUGACAACACUUCAUUUGAGGAACUGCCUACAGUCCUCUGCUCUACCAACUGAGCUAUCAAGGUGCCGUCUACUUCAAGUGCAGAAAACAUAGUGGCUAUGAUGACACACUUUGCCCACACAACUUAUCCACCCACAUGGUCAAUGAAAAGUCCAGCCCUACCUGCAGUUUCAUUUUUGAGCAGAUGGGGAAAAGAGUUCUAUAAGCUAAAUAAGACUCAAAAAACAUCAUUCCGUAGUGUUAAAUUUCCAUGAAACACGCAUUUUUAAAAUAUUUUAUUUCUUUAUUUUUGUGUAUGAAGUUUUUCAUUUUUUGUAUUUGAGGUGUAUUUAGCGUUUUUAACCUUCUGUUUUUAUCAGAAGGCUGUGUAUGUGCAGCAAGAAGGAAUAAUUACCUGCAUAUGUGUGGCUGGUUGUGCAAUAUUAGUUCAUGAUUAGACAAUUGAGUCGAGGUCUGGACCUUGUUUUAUUUUUCAUUAUUAUUAUUAUUAUUAUUAUUACUACCAAUACCAUCAUCACCAUUAUUAUAACUAUUAUUAUUGAAAGUAGUAGUAGUAGUAGUAGUAUUCAUCUUGUAAAGUCACAGGAGGCUUUCAUGCCUGACUGAAGACUUUUAUUUUGUAGUUACGUUUCCGGAAACAGUCGUCUGUAUUAAAUGAGCUUGAUAAUAUCUGUUUCUCGGUCAGUUUCGUGGUUGAAGGUGGACACGCAGCAGAGGGCUCAUCAUGGCACCGCUGGGACUAAAAGCAAUUGUUGGAGAAAGUAAGAAGUUUUUAUUUCAGUUGAUAGAGAUACCUUUAUUUUUGUUUUACUGACAUGUUUCCAGCUGGUUUGUUGAAGUUACUGCUCCAGAGACAUGAAAAACUGUGUAGAGGCAUGUCGAAACAUAUCCAAAUCCAACCUUUACUGUGAUAUAUCAGCAUUUUGUGGCUAUUUUAACUUUUUUGAUUAUUUCAAGUAUUAAUCAAGUUCUAGGAGACACUCAAAUCGGGGAACUCUGUGCGCCAAAGAUGCACUCACACAUCCAAGCCAUGCUUUUCUCCACACGGUUAUUCCCACUGAUUUUAAUCACAUUAUGAUUAAUUGUACAAAUAUAAAGUUCCGUAUGUAUCUUUGGACCAUUUUUUAAAUAAUUGUCACUUGAUUAUUGGUCCGUUUUUUCCUUUUUUUGUGUCGGUCUGUGAGAGGCAGGAGUCCUGGUUUGGUUUAGGGUAAAUCUGCCUCACUAAUCUUCAGUCUGCGGAUUAAGCGCUUUGACAUCAUCCUCAGAGGAAGAGGAGCGGGACAAACAAGUGUUUCUUUAUGCUGUACAUCUCCACCAGUUCACAGUGGGCUAAAGGAACAUUUCAUAAACUCAUCAUUUGUUUUUCUAUAGGUGGAAACACAAGUUAGUGAUAUUUUAUCUCAUGACAGUCUAACCGUCAAUGUCAUUACGCAUUUAUAGAGAAAAACAGUCAAGAUUGGAGUUUGAAUUAUAAGAAUAAAGUAUAGUAACAGAUGCAUUAAUGAAUUAAUGAAUGAUAUCAUCCCUUGCAUUUGAUAAUCGAUAUCUAAGUUGGUAUAUGUCAAGAAUCGAAAUGACAUGACAGGAAAAAUAUCAAAAUAUAGACAUUAAAAACCAACUCUCAGAAGCUAACCAAAGGGAAAAAAACAAGCUAUUACUUGACAAUUUUCUUUAUUCUACACACACUCUAAAAACUCUUGGGUUAUUUCUUCAACUCAAUUUCUGGGUUAUACGUGUUGAGUUAAAUUUAUGGGUUAUUUUUCAGAUCCAUACUCAUUUCUUGGGUCAUAUGGAUUCGAGUGUAACCCAGUUUGAGGGUUUUUUGAAUGGGUUAAUAAUUAUGGAUUAAUUUUUCUGAGAGUAACCCAAUAAUUGGUUCAGAAUGUUGGGUUCAAUUGACUCUAUGUGGUUUCUAAAAAUUACUUGGUGGCUUUACUUUCGGCAGUUGGAGUAGCUCAGCGGGUAGAGCAUCCAGUUCUGAACCACGGGGUCGGGGCUCAAAUCCUAUGUGAGGCACAUAUGUAAGGAGUGAACUACAUCCACCAGUGUGGGUCCUUAGGUGAGACCCUUAGCGCUUUAGCCUACAAUCAGUUAGAUAAAAGUACAUGGGAGAAUAAGGUACAGGCUGUAAAAGAAAAGCUCCCCAAAUGCAUAUCAAUUUUACCCAAGAUCAUGAGUCAAAGUAACUCGAACAUUGGGUUAACUUGACCAUUAUAAAGAGUAGGGAUGCACGAUAUUUAUCGGACCGAUAGAAUAUCGGCCGAUUUGGAGGGAAAUUACGUCAUUUUUUUAUCGGUAGGUGCAUUUUUCCGAUAGAAAGAUCCGAUAUAUUAUUGAAAUUACGAGUAACGUUUGCAGGCGGAGUAGCCGCCCGUCGCGCCUUACUCGCCGGUCCCAAGCCUGACCCCGUCACUGCCUGACUGAUAAUAAAAGGUCUUCACCAGCAUGGUCGUUUUUCUCAGUGGCAGAAGAUGACAACAGCAUUGCUACAUGCAAAACCUGUUCAGCGAGGAUUCCGAGAGGACGAAAGAAGACGUCAAGCUUUAACACAACGAAUCUGAUAGCUCAAAAAAGUCGCCAUCGCGGCGAAGCGGUAUUAAAACACUAUGAGACAGCUGCCGAAGCUGCUAGCGGUACUAAAGCUAAGACAACAACACUACGGAGGAUCGAUGUCCCCAUUCAGCAGGCGCUUGAAAACUGCAAAAGCCUCUCAAGAGACAGCGAAAAGGCUAAAGCCAUUAACGACAAAGUGAUGGAAUUCAUAGCGGUCGACUUUUUCCGUCGUUCAGAACCCGGGUUUUCGUAAGUUCAUAGCACACUUGGAGCCACGUUUUACUCUCCCAAACCGCCGCUUCUUCUCGGAUGUGUCCCUUCCUGCACUCUAUGAUAUUGUCGCCACAUCCAUUCACAACCUGAUCGACAAGAACGGACUACACGUGAGUUUUACCACAGACAUAUGGACGUCAGAUGUUAGUCCGGUCAGCAUGCUUAUCCUAACUUCUCAUAAUAGCUCCUUUACAGUUUACAGUUCUGUUGAACAGUUCAGGGGAUGCACUGUUUUGGUCAAAUGAAGUUCUGCUUUUUGCUCUGUUAUUGUUAUUUAUAGCAAAUGACCACAUAUUUUUGUGAUGACAUGGAAAAAAUAAACAUUUGAAGAGCCAAAAACUUUUGUUUGUUGUUCUAGAUAGGCCAGAGCAACAAAAAUAUCAGUUUUCAAUUGCUGCAUUCUGCACAAACGGCAGAUUAUAUGAAGAUUGUAAUAAAUAUAACAAUAUGAAUUUAUCGGCUAUCGGUAUCGGCCAUGAGAAGAAGAAAAUGAUCGGUUAUCGGUUGAAAUUUUUCAUAUUGUGGAUCACUAAUAAAGAGUUAUUGAGUCAUUUGAAUAACCUAACAUUCUGGGUCAAAAUAACCCAAUGAGUAGUCGUUCCCUUUUCAACCCUGGUGUUUUUAGAGUGCAUUUUGUUUUCUUAGGAUAAACCACCAGAAAGACAAAUCUACAUCCUUAUGACCGAAUAAAGGAAGGUCCUACUGUUGUUAUAUAUUCAUGGCAUGUUGUGUAUGUCACUUAAAUGUGGGAAACACCCAACGUUUGUGAGUGGCAGAACCUCAAAUGCCAGAUACCCAAACACAAAGAGGUGGCCCUUGUUGCUCUUUGUUUACUAUGUCUUCUUCUUUAUUGAAUUUGUUGACAGGCGACACAGUGUCAGGUUGCUCCUUACUAAAAUGUAUUAAACCAAACCAGAUUGCCUUGUGGAAAAAUCUAGCCCACUAAAUGUUUAUAAUGAGAAAAUACAGACUAAAACUUUGUCAGUUAAAGAUAAGGUCACAAUAUUUCUCUUACUCAUCAAGAUCAGCCCGAAGGAAAUGAACACAAAAGGAAAACUGUAUCGAACAUACUGUAAACGGUUUGACUGUAGUUUUAUUUUCCACUCUGUUGCAUGUUUGUCUAUCGCACACACAGCUCUAACGAGGAGGAGUUGAGCACAGGAGUCCAGAGUCAGAAAUCUGAAUUAGACUUCAUGAUUGUGAACCUGAUUAGUCCCAGAGACCGCGGUCACAUCAGGGCAAACUCUGGUGGAACUGUUACGUAACAAUAAUAUGGUGUGCUCUGAUAGAGGGAUACAGCAGCCCUGCUGGCCUUACACAUUGGUCUUAAUUUAUCUAAUUUAUCAACCCUACAGGACAGUUUUCUUACAUUUUAUUGAAUUCAGUUUGGAGCCUGACAAAAUCAAACCCCAAAAACUACACUUACAGUUUUAACAUUAUAGCCAUUUGUUGAAAUUUUGAGAAAAAAGCCUAGAUAGACACAAGUGACUUUUGCGAGUUCAAGACAAGUCUUUGCCCAUGAGGCCAAGUCAACACUUGAGUCUUUCAGGGGCAGGUCUGAGUCAGAUCUCUCAUGAUUUCGAUGAAUAACUAGCAAAAAAAAAAAAAAAAACAGAUCGCCAUUAUAUGAGGGGGAUGCAUUGAUCAGAUCAAAUAUAUCAACCCAUUAUUUUACCAUAUGUUUUCCACUAAUAUCAGGUUAGUUUACACAUUUAUUCUAUUGUGUGGUCAUAUCAUCCAUGCACACCUGAAAGGCACAGAUCCACACUUUUUUGAUGGAGAUGGCCAAACUGAAGCACUUAACUUAAGUGGAUGAACAACACUGAUAAUUAUAAUUUAUCAGUAUCAGUAUAAUUUCUUUCUCAACCUAUCAUUUGAGUUUAUGACUACUAUCAUUAUUACUUAUUAUACACCUGUGUGUUGAUUUUCGGGUUUAAAUUGUGACAUGGCACAGCUGCAACAUAAAACUUUAAAGACACUUAAGGAGUUUUUAAUUGUCUUGGAAACAGGCUGUAUCCAAUGCCGGUGCCUCUUUAUGGCCUCCGAAAGAAAAUGAAAUAGUCAGGAGUUGUAAUUUUUUAUGGACCAGAUAAUUGGUAGUAGGCUAAAACUGACACUAACAAAAAUUUCCUCACAGCAGCUUUAAAGACUCACAGUCAUACUUUGAAGACCUAAGAGAAAACCAAAGAAAACGCCAGAGAGCUACUUCAAAAAACUUCUCUCAAUAGUCAGAAAACUGUUGAUUCUAACGAAUAAAAGUUCCAGUGUUUAGGAUUGAGGUGUCUUUUAGUGGUUUGUCCUACAGUCUGUUUUUAUGCUGUUCAUUUGAAAAUACAACCAUAUUUAAUAAUUUGCAUUUGGAAUAUUUUGUAAUUGGAUAAAGGGAUUUGUAUGCGAAGAAGGGUUGAUAAGGAUGAUCCAAAACUGAGAAUACAGCAGCUGGCUGCACAGCAGUGUUAAAAUGGAAGAGAAGCUUUAAUAUUUAAAAUGAGAUGUCCUAAAUCAUCACAUUACAGGAGAGUCACACCACGACUCUCUUUCUCUCUCCUUCUCCCCCGUUUCUCUAUGAUUACCUGCAGAGAGGAUCUUUAAACACUUCAUUAUGGGGGAGAUCAUUCACUUUUUUUUCACUACAUCAUAGAUGAUGGUCUUAUACAGAGGAAAACUAAGCGAAAAAGCUUUAUGUAUAGCUAUGGUCUCUAGCUAUGGUGAUGCGUACACCGUAGUGCCAUCUGUAGACUGUGGUUGCUCAUGCAAAACACACAAAUGACCUACCAAUAAAAACUGAAAUAUCAUCUAACCCCUGCGGGUCUGUUGGCAUAUUUUACUGCAAAAAAAAAAAUAGUUUGUUAGUUUGAUAACAGACAGAAAUCGAGGGGAUAACAGUGCAUAACUUAGAAAAAGAACCUUUUCAGAAAAACAAGAACUUCAACAGAAAUCAGCCUAACAAUGAUAGUGUAUCACUGCAGCAUCCAGGUCUGAGAGUUUGCCUGCAGCUUCAUUUGUUUUGCUUGAGGAGGUGGGGUUUAUGACCUUUACUGCAACCAGUCACUAGGGGGUAUCGUUCUCGCUGAAGCUUCACCCAGCGAGGAGGAAUAUGACUUCCAAUCUAUAUAUGGUUUAUGGAUAUGCCACAUUUUUUUUUAAAGCUGUGAUUGACUGAUUUAACAAAGAGAGAAAAUGUGUGGAAAAUAAAACAACUUACUCUUCAUUAACGGGCAUCGUCGUCAGAGCUUGUCAAAUGGUUAAUUUCAAUUCUACAUGUAAAUAAUGAAAAUUUUGUGGUAUAAUCUCGAAAAGUGUGCAGUUUACAAAAUAUUUGAAAAUACAUUCAAAAUUCACUGUACUCUUUAAAUGCUGAUUAUUAAAGCAGUUUUUCCCACAUGCGGGUCUACUAUACCCGAGCAGCAAAUUGUGCGAUCUGUCCUUGUGAGGCUGAGAUGUUGGUUUGUCUCUUUAAUUACAUGCACUUACUGCAAUGUGACAUCUCAUGUUAUUUAUAAACCUUUACAUACUGCAGUUUUUUAUUGUUUUAAGAAAAGUGAGCAGCAUUUGGUUGUCAAUGUUUCUCUGCACUUUUUUUAUGUGCAGUUCAUGUGUCAGGAGAGAAAGAUCACAAGUGAAGUUGUUGAGUUUUUAAAGAAGCCAAAUAGCCCAUAACUAUUCUCCUGAUCAGCGUUUUUGUGUCAGUUUGUACAUAAGUGCAGUUUGGAGUGGUUUUGUCCUAUUUCACUGUCUUUAUACAAUUUCCUUCUCUGCUCAAGAAACCUGUAAGCCUCUUAGAAGUGGCCCUUUGUCUCUCUAACAGUAUUUCAUAUUAAGAGCUCUCUUAUGGGCAGAAAUGGUUUGUGAAUAACUUUUAUCUUUUCAAAGAUCUGAUCUUAACUUUUAAGAAAAAAUCUUAGAAAUCAUCACGAUUCUAAGACUGUUCUUAGAACUUUGUAGACUAGAAGACUUUGUGAGUACGGGCUCUGGUCCUCUACAAGAGCACACAGAUUUGUCUGCUCUGAGGAUAUAAAAUUAGAUUUAUGCACAUUAACACCUUCUGUUGCUCCAAGAAUAGACCAUUGAGUAUCACUUUACAAGUUUGUAUUGGCUUGGUUUUGAAUGUUGGCCUGUAGAUUUAUUCAUACCUAAGAAUAAAUGCAGAAUAAGUAAACAUAAGUGAAAGUUCAGGACUAGGCUCUUAUGUACAGAUAUCUUUAAAAACAAUUUAUAUAUCUUCAUUUUCAAAAAUCUUCUCCAUACCAGCAUGGAUUUUGAAAUUUUCUUUGUCUGCAUGACAACCAUUAAAAUAGUCAAGAACACUUCCACAAGCAUUUUAGACCAGUAGGUAGCGUCAAUGGGGAAUCAGUCGAUAAAAUAAAAAUUAAAAAGCCUAAAGCUCCAUUUACAUAUUGACAGAGGAAAAAACUGUGCUUUCAAAUGUAAGUGAACAGGAUUAAAAGUUAAUCAAAACAGUGAAGGUGUGUGGAAAGUAGAAGUCUGUUCUUGAGAAAGGAUGGUACAUGUGAUUAGGACUUCUUUUAAAGUUAAAAAGUUUGGUGUUUAUACUACAUGUAUGCUAAGUUUCUAAUCAUGAGGUGAGCUUAUGUUGUCACAGUCUUAGAAAAUAGAUGUAAAAUGAAAUGUCCCCCUACACCUUCUGUGGAAACAGGACAUGACUUAUCUUGUGGGAUGAGAGCUCGUCUGUGUGCUUACUUCUCUCUCUCUCUCUGUCUCUGUGUGCAAGCCUGUGAAUGAAGCUGCUCCCCUGUGACGUAACAUCCGCUGACACAGAAAUGUCCCAGAAAUAGUGUUGGGGUGUGGUGGAUGGGAUAAGAGGAUUGGGAGCAGAUUAGAGACAGUGAUUGCUGCAGCCCCGCCCCCCUCCCCUCCCACACUGAGUCCCUUCACAUUCACUGUGACAUGCAAGGCAGUCGCUUUAAAUCUCCACAGAGAGAAACUGGGACGUCAACAUGAGGGACCCUGUGAGAUAAAUUUGAUUCACAAUAGAGAGCAAAUGAUUUAAUUUGCUGCUCUUCGUGACAUGUUUCCUCUUAAGGAUGUCUGUCCCUUUGUACCUCUGUGUCUCUGCUGUUAUGUAAAGGAUUCACUCAGUCAGUGGGACAUCAGAUUGCAUGCAUGUUUGAUUACUAUAGCCUAUUGUGUGUUUUUUUGUUUGUUUAUUAUUAGGGCUCUGGUUUCAUUUUGAUCUUUUCCAUUGGGUUUUAGAUUAUCUUUUAGAAACUGCUUUGACAUACCUUAAAAUUAUGUUUUUAAGGAAUACUUGGAGAACAUUCCCUUAAGUUAUGCAACGUAAAUAAUGAUAUAUUCAAGGGUCAAGCUUUCUUGAAAUGAUUUAUGCCUUUAAAUCCCUAGUAAUAUAUCAUAGGCCAGACAUACAGUACAAACCUGCGGGUGUAUAAUAAUAUUUCCAUAAACUGACAACCCAAGAUACAACCCCUAGGCCAGUUCUUUUUAAAGGUUUCUAAAGCAACCUGUUACAUUUACUUGUAUUUAUCUGAGAACAUAAUUUUGCAAAGUUUUUAUAAAAAUGAGACGAUUUUCCUAGCUGCAUACAGAGCCACUAUAGUACAAAAAGUGUCGAGCUAAGUUAGCACAUGUGGUUUGUCAAUUUGUCGAUGUAAACUCACACACGUGUUUUCAAAGGUUUGUCAUGUUAUCUAAAAUGCAGGGUGAGUCUGUUACACUAUGAAAACACUACAAAUCACAUACAAUGCAAUUUAACAACUAAUCAAAAUCCUUCUAGCAGGUUAGCCCGUUAGCUUACAUGAUAACCUCUCAUGUUUUGUACUCCCUGGAGAGUUUUGAGUGUCUGUAAUCGAGGUGCUUGGCAAGGUUUGAAGUGUUACUUGUCUUGUAUAAUCUUUUGCACACAUGUUGGAUAAGUCACUCAGUACAUUUACAUGUACAGUUAAGUCAAGCUAUAGUUAAAGCUCAAUUAGACAAUUUAGCUGGACUACUGUCCUUGUCCCAGUUGACCAGGCAAGAAUCUAAUUGUUGUCUGAUGUAAGUCUGUCUCUGUUAUGGUAGGUGGCAACAUGGUGGCAACAAACCAGUAACUAUCAGAUCAACUCCUGCUUGCCAUAUAUUACAUUUCAAAACAGUCAACAUGAUGUGUGGGAAACACUAGACUGGAUAAAUAUUUGACACAUUGCAUCGGAUUUUCUUUUCUUUUCAUUUUAACUUGUUGUGAUCCCACACUUUGGACAUGUUCCGUAAUUUCAGUUGAGGUGUCCGGUUUUUCUUUAUGUCUCUAUUUUUCUUGUUCUUAUCCUCCAUAAUUCUGUGGUUGUUGCCUUAGACCUACAUUACAGCAUCAGUGAAAACAAGCACAUUGUGCCACAGGAAUAUCCAUCCAUGCAGUGCACUUUACCAUUAGCUGCUUUGAAUCUUUAUAAUCAAGUUACUUGAAAUCUUUUCAGCCUUAUAGACAUCAUUGAUCCCACCUAAAAAAUGCUAGUAUUUUCAGAAAACUGGGAGCUUUUAGUGAACUGAUAGUUUAUUUUUUAUAUAAUUGUAAGGACCAACAUAUAAGGAAUUUAUUAAAAUGUAAAGGUUCAUGGAUUAUCUUCUCUAUCAUGAUGAUUGUCAAACAUUAAUAUAAUUCAGUGGUUAGACCGAGAAUCAAAGUUAAUCAUGGGGCUGAAUCAAAACAACAAACUCCUAUUGAUAAAAAUUAUGAUUAUUUGAUGAAAACAAAGUAUUUUUUUGGUUUCCUGAUACAAAUGUACAUUUUUUCUUCUCCACAGAGAUCAUGAAUAAUGUCAUCAAGAAGGCAAGAGAGAAAGGAAAAUGGAAGGUAAGUGUCCUAAUGUUCUGAUAAGUUUGUCAUUUUUCCACUUUAAUCUCAACCCUGAUCAUUUAAAAUUGCUCUAUAUGUGUUAUUAGGUGCUGGUAGUGGACAAGCUGAGUAUGAGGAUGGUGUCCUCUUGCUGUAAGAUGACGGAUAUCAUGUCAGAGGGAAUCACCAGUGAGUACAACCACACAGCUCACCACUGGUCUCCUCAGCUGAACAUUUAUAGUUGGUUAAAUGCAAAGGAUAUUCAUACUGCAUUAAGUGCUUGUGUUGCAUCUGAUUGUGGACAUGAGCUGUUAGCAUCCCCUUGCUGCUCUCUCAUCAUAGCAGAGCCCACAUCUGCACAUAAAUAGGUGAAGAACUUAAAGAGGAGGCACUUUUUACUGGUGCACUGUAAAACCUAUGCUCUGAGAUACAGAGGGGAAAUGUACGUAUGUCAAAUGUGCAGCUGAACUCAAUGACUACAGCCCAGUGGCACUUAUUUCACACUUCCUGAAAACCCUGGAGUGGCUGAUUUGAUUUUGAGCCUCAGUCAAGGCAAACUGUGUUUCUGGGACAUUAAUAAGCAGGACAGGGGCUCCACAAGUGACACCGACUUCUAACACCAAAGGGUCAACGGUUGUGGACGGCUCCUCUCACUUCACUGCAGGACAGAGUGAUUCAGAAGAUCUUUUGUACCUACAGCCAUCAGACUCUUAAUUCUUCUGUAAAUAGUGCAUAACUUGAGUCUCCAGACAAACUAAUUUUCCUCAUAGGGAUUAAUAAAGCCCAGCAGCAUCCAGUUUCAUGCAGGUCACUUCCUGCUCUAUUCCCCAGUUUACUGCUUUAUCUUUUCCUUUUCCUACCCUCCCUUAUGAUGGUAUAAGAAGGUGGAAAAAAAUAAAUCUUAAGAGACAGAAAAAGUGUUUGCAGCCUAGUAGAGUUUUGUGGUUAAGACAAGUCAGUAUCUUUUUGAAGAGAAUGUGCAGAUAAGUUUCGUAAAAGCUAAUCUGGGGAAAAUUUUGGUCCAAUUAUAAAUACUGCUGGUUUUAUAAAUGGUCACUACUGUCUGAUUCUGCUCUCCAGUUGUAGAAGACAUCAACAAACGGCGCGAGCCCUUGCCGAGCAUGGAGGCCAUCUACCUGAUCACUCCCUCAGAUGAGGUAAAUCCCUUUAGCUCCUGUACCAUCUGCAUUUUAACACAUACAUAUUUGCUAUUUUCAUUUUACCACAUUUUACAUGUUUAUAGAGUUAAAUUGAUAACAUUUACCAGUUUUAACAUGUUUUGAUAGAGCAUUUCUAUCCACAAAUAUUUGUAAUACUGAAAAAUAAUUAAACUGUUGUUUCCUUGCACAUUCACAGUUAUGAACUUUUUUCUCUCCUUAUCUCAGUCUGUUGAAGGUCUUAUUGACGACUUCAGGGACCCACAAAAUCCCAGAUACCGAGCAGCUCACGUCUUCUUCACUGACAGUGAGUACAUCCAUCACACACCAGCAAAUAUAACUGGAACAUUUUCUCACUCCUCUGAGAUGCAUAAAAUCAGCUCUAUGAUGUGCUGCAGAGUUUGACUCCCCGCCUGAAAUAAAAUGUAAAAGGGUGACCAUAAUUUGAUGACCCUAAACCAGGACACUCGGCCCGGCUAUGAGAUAUUCAACUAAUACCCCAAGUUUACUCAAAGAUAAAUUUCAAUACAUUUAAGUUAUAACUUAUAGACUGUAUAUAGAAUGGACACCAUAGUAUAGGUCAUGAAUCCCGCCUCCUCCAGCAAAUCCCAAUCCCAAUUCCAAUUUAUUCCAAAGAAUAUAAAUUUUUCUCCCCCCUGCAUGGGAUGUUGACAUGUAGUUAUUGUAAGACUGGUUUGUGCUCAAGUCCUCUUUUUUCUGUAAAGCUCCAUUUUUAAAAGUUAUUAGGAGGUUCAUGUUUUCUAUGAUUGACACUUGAUACAGCCUAUUGGCAUACGAAGAUUGUGUAGCUCAUCCGGGGGAUACACUGUUUGAGCCGAGCGUCAUCACAGCGACUCUCCUGCCGAAUGCGUACAACGCUACUGCGCAAUGUUGGUUUCAAGAAAUGGAGAAAAAUCGCGGAAAUACCGAGAGCUUCAAAUCCGUAUACUGGCGGAAGGCGGAACCAAGUUGUCCAUAGUAUAUACAGUCCAUGGUAUGACUCGUAUGCAUGGAAAGAAAAAUUGUUAAAAACUAUCUAAAACCAAAGACAUUGGAAGCUGGCGGACCUCGGUGACCUUAACAUGGUGGUUUCGAUCAUUUGAAACACCAUGUAGUUCAAACUUCCUCCACAAACAUUUGAACUGCAAGAGGUCAAAGUUAAGAAUUCAGAGUUCUUUGUUAAAUCAAUAUCAGACAAAGUAAACUGAGCUGCUUACAUAUCGUCCUUUUUAAUAACAGUUGUUGAAUUUGAAUAUCUUCUUGUUAUGCACUGAUAGGUGCAUGGUACACCCCUCUUUUACCCUGGGCAGCCCUGCAAAGAAAGAUAGGCUACUACGUUCAAAGUCAACUCUCCUAUAAGAAUUGAAAACUAAAAUUCUGCAGCAUGUUGUAUUCCUUAUGACUAAAGUGGUUGAUCUCUAUGUGUGCCAUUUGUUGUUUUAUAAAAGAAAAGCCUUUCUAAAAAUCUUACUUUACUUAAAACAUGGUUAAUUUAAGAAAAUAACAUCCAUCCUUAAUAAAACCAACCAAACUUUUUUCCUAUUUUUCACACUCUCUUUCUCUAUCUCUCCAUGUCUGCAGCGAUUCCUGACAUGUUGUUUGGACUGUUGACCAAAUCUCGCGCCUCCAAAGCCAUGAAGGCCUUGACUGAGAUCCACAUCGCCUUUCUGCCUUAUGAAUCUCAGGUAAAACUCUGUCUGGACUGGGAUUAAAUCACUGAAACAGAUCAUAAUCUGCCUCCAUAGGUAUGAUAAAGAGGUUUAGAGGGAUUUAAGUCAGCGGUGUGUAGAGACCUAAUGCUCUGUUGCUGCUCGUAGAGUGAAGUUUGUUUUUAGUUUGGAUUUUGUGUAGGUUUGAGUAAAUGUGAGGUAUAUAUAUUUUUGAGGAAAAAUGACAAUCAAUGGGUCUAAACUGGGGUUGAUUAACCUUUCAACAUCACUUACUGUAAAACUCAUUGGUGGAGUUUUGAAACCCAAAAACGUCAGUCGCCAUAACGGAUACGGUGCUCAAACUAACAUUUGGUUAACCCAGACAUAAGAUAAGAGGUGGAGAUGAGGUGACUUGAAGCCCAAGGAUGUGUCUAGACUUUUCUGAUUAGGGGCACUGACUUAUCCAGGGGUGGGUUGAGGUGUGUGUGCACAAAUAUAAAAUAUGAGUUGGGAUGGGCAUCGACACUCUUAAAGCAGAGUCAGCCAACUCAGGAUGCUCUGGAUGGAUGUGGAUCCAAAAGUCAGUCAAACUUUUCUUUCUGAAAGCUGCCUCCAGGUCUACAUCUGAUGCAACAUCCACAAAGCCGUCAACCUGUUGUGGUGGGAGCUUGGAAGAAACACGUUUAAUGUGUGUUUUGUCCCCAGAUGGAUUUCUGGUCCACUCUGUGUUUAUUUCUUGGAAAUAUGUUGCCAGUUUCAAGUUAAGGCAUUGCAGAUGUUCCUUGGAGGCCGCAACUGUGUCAGCAUUCAGCCUUUCCUCUGCUGCAAGGAGAAAGUCUGCAAGCGUCGGGUAGCAGUCGAUGUCCUAGCUAUCAAAGCAGCUUCAUUUUUAGAUGUACAGCUUUUAUUUUGUUUUUCACAUUGGCAACUGUGAUGGCUUUUCCGUGCAGUGCUAAAUUCAGAACGUUAAGGGUGCUGAGGACAUCAGGCUAGGUAUUUUUCCACUGCCAGUUCUCUGUGAAUGCAAGAAUAUGUUCGACAUGGUUGAAGUUAGGGCUGGGCGAUAUGGCCUUAAAUCAAUAUCACGAUAUAUUGAGCAGUUCAACCCCAAUAACGAUAAAUGGAUGAUAACUACUCCACAAACUGCUCACCCCCUCCAGCAUUAACUUUGUCUACUUCAGCCACUGCUACAGCUGCUACAACUUUUGAACUGUCCUCCAUCUCCUCAUCUGUCUUUCUCUUUCUGUUACGGACUGGAUGGGGUGGAGUCAUGACUCUGACGUAGGACAGCGUCUUAAAGGGACAUGAGACCAUAGCCUACUUACCAACAUCCAAAACCAACUUUUCUUUGUUUAUUUUUUUGACACCGAAUAUAUCGACAUGGGCAAAAUGAUGUUGGUUAUGUUGGUUACUGUCGUAAAUUUCAGGAUCGGUAAAUUUUCGGUUUAUUGAUUAGCCCUAGUUGAAGUCUCCUAGGGCUCUAUUUUGGUGCCUCGCCGGAGACCUGCCGCAAGUGCAGCGUCAGUCAGAUCCGCUGCGCUGACAAGGCGUUCCCAAGCACAUUUUGGUAUUUUGGUGAGCCGCGCAGCCCGGCGUAAGUAUCCCCCCUCCCUAACUCAGCUCCUCCCAGCACCAUAAGUCGUAGACGGGGAGGAGAAAGGGCGGUUAGUGGGUUUAACACAGCCGAGACCUGUUUUCACCAAUCACAUAGGCUCCUCUCCUUGCCUUUAAAUCCGCCACAGGCGAGGCGUAUUACUAUUUUCAUGAAGUAGUCAAAGAGAUCAAGAGAUGUCUUAAGACAGUAAUGCCACAAGAUGGCGACAGAGGGCAGCUCCUCAACAAGUGUCCUCCACACUCUCUCAUAUGAGCACAGAUGGAUUUAGUGUGCGUAAUGUUGGACCCAGUGGUAAGACAAACACCCUUUUCCACAAAUAAAGACACUCACAUAAAGUUGCUCAUAUUCAAACCUCACGUGACAAAGGUCGGUUGAGCGCACAGAUCACAACAUAAUCUCCAAAAAUGGCAUAAAAAUCGGAACCAUCUGUGCGUAAAUGACGCAUCGCGCUCCGUGGCCUGGCUCUUUCUUUCAUAGAUGUUGGCAUAUAAAAUAAAUUUGGCCCACAAAACUGAAUAUUAUAAUAUCCGUAUGUCGGCUUAAAGUAGAUCACGCAUCUGAGCACUGAAACAAAUCAUCUGUUCAGCUGCAGCAGCAGCAAGACGGACAGAGGGCACGGAGACGUGUCCAGGUCGAGCUGUGCGAGAAAUAAGAGGAAGAGGAAGAAAGAAAAGGAGGGAGACGAAUUACAUAUCGAGUUAACUUCAUCAUGUGUGAAUAUUUACUAGAUAUUUAAUUUAAUUUGAUGCGGUUUCAGCUGUGUUGAUUCGGUCAGGUUGUGUGUCCAAACGCGUGCCAAACGCGCUCAUCAGAUCAGAUCAGAUAUAGAUCAGAAUAUAUCUAUAUAGAUCCAAAUGUAUGUGCUGACUCAGAUUAAUAGUUGAUGAUGAUUAUUUAUUGCACUGAAAUGUGCCUGACACCGUGGAAACCUGCCGGUGAGGCAUCAGUGACGUAUGUCGAUACGCCGCCGGUCUACCAAAAUACUACUAGACCAGCUGCGUUCCGCCUUGCGCUGAAAGCUGACCAGGUUUGAAUCGGCGAGCUUUCAGCGCACUUUACACGCCGGUGGCGAGCACGAAAAUGUCACUGCGCCUGCUGAUUCUGUCGACACCUCCCCCUGCCACGCCACCACGCCCAGCUUGGCGGAUCUCGGCUCGCCUCCGUGCGGCUCAUGCCACGAAAAUACCAAAUUGGCCUUACGCUGGGCUCCGCCAGACGAAAAUACAACUGCGCGGGGCUCGCCGCCCUCCGCCGCCUCACCGGCGCGAACGAAAAUAGAGCCCACAAUGUUAUUAUUAAUUCCUUGGGAUGUUGAAUAUGUAUCCUAGCAACAGUAUCGUGCAAAACAUCACAUUGAAUUUCAGCCAUUGACUUGGGUUGGACGUUAACAAGUAUUAAACCCUAACCCUAACCCAUUAUUGCCAGAUAUAUUUCAAAACAACUUUAUUCUGUUGUAAAUAAUAGCUUAAUUCUCACAUAGAGGUGAAAAAGCCCAAGCUGCGUGCAACAAACUCUCCUAAGAUGAUAUUGAACCCCCGCUUUACCUCUACAGAGAGCUGAGAGAAGCAGUUGUGAUUUGUGCUGGGUCAGCCUUCAGCCAUCAAUCCUCUGCUGCCCUCAAGUUUUAAUCCUCGGUGGGAGGGGCACACCCCGCCUCCAGCACUCCCCUCGUCCUCCACUCACCCUUUUACCUGAUUGGCUGAUAGCAUCAGCAUCAUCCUCUGCCACCAAUGAGAGCAUGAAUAUAAUGUGUAACAAGGAAAAGCACAGGAUGUUAUCAUGUGAUAGAGUCUGGAACAGAUGGGUAGAUGUGCACGUGUGUGAGAGGGGGUUUUACUAGUUUAAGGUUUCUGAGAGCAUUUGUAUUGCCCCUUCAACAUAAAAGUUUAUGGAAAACAAUAUUUUCAUUUUCCCUUUUACAACUCCAACAGUGGGACAUUGUCAAAUAUCACCAAACCAUUCAAGGGUUUUCAAAUAAUUGAAGUCUAUAUUUAAUCAAAAAUUGUGCAGAGGCAGCAUAUCAAGUGUUGAAAUUGAUUUUGCCCCCUGUUUUAUCAUAAGUGACUUACACUACAGACUCAUGUCCGUUUUAAUGCAGUGCUGCCUCACGGCUUGAAGAUCUCAUCCAUCCACGAUUGGUUGUAAACCUUGUCCCUUUUUUUCUGUGUUUGCAGGUCUUUUCCCUGGACAAAGUGGAUGCCUUUCAGGACUUCUACAGCCCGUAUAAGGCUGAUGUGAAAAACAACAUGCUGGAGCGUUGUGCUGAGCAGAUCUGCACACUCCUUGCUACUCUCAAAGAGUAUCCUGGAGUCAGAUACAGAGGGUGAGACUGAUUACAAUUACUCAUUUCAAUAAUUGACUUGGAUAUACCUCUGUUUAUGUUGUAGCAUCUUAAUCAAGUUUCAAAGAAGUCUUAUUUGGCAGUAAUUUAAGGCAUCACAGGGUCAGAAAUAACAAGAACUGUCACUUAAACAUAACUGCGUCCACAAAGAAGAGAUGAUGAAUUUAACUCUAUAUGUAUACCUUUGCAUCCAUAACUAGCCAAGAUAUCCAAAAUUCAUUUUAAGCACCUGAAUCUAAAUGCAAAUUACAUGUAGAUCUGUUUAUUUCUCUAUAUAUUGGACAUUGCUUCCUACCGAGUUCGAAAAGGAUUUAUGUGUGCCGUUAUUAUUAGGGGCAAACGCACCAAGGCACUAUUGUUAGACUGUGGGUUUUUUCUUUUUCCUAUUUUUUGGACAAAUUUCAAUUUGUUACUAGUCCCACAGCUGGAAGAGUUGUACGACAAAUCAUACAUCAAAAUGUGUGGUUUGAUUGGGAUUGGUGUGAGCUUACUUUUUUCUAAUGUAUACAAAUUUUUGUAUAGGUUCAGAGAAACCAUGGAAAAACUUGCAUUGAAGUCAAUGGGAAAAGUGAAAAAAAGAACAAUUAUUCUGUUAUACUUUCACUUCGAAGCUCCAUUUAAACUUUAAAAUGUAGACACAAGUCUUGUCUAUUGCUGUAUUAAUCUACGUUUCAAUAGGUAUUGUAGUUUUUGAUCAUUCAGUGUUCAAUGCCCAUGAUCAUUUUUGAUUAUACAUCAAGAUGUCAUCAAAAAUUGCACCUGUAGCACCCAUCCAUACAUCCUUCCGUUCUUCUGUCCUUCUGUCCUUUUGUCCUUACAUCCUCCGGUCCUUCCCUGGUAGUUGUACCAUAAAUAUAUCUUUAAAAAAUAGGUGUUUUAUCAGCUUGGUUUCAAAGCGUUUUUCUAUCGGUUUGUGUGUUUGUGUUUCAGAGAAUACAAAGACUGUGCUGUUCUGGCUCAGAUGGUUCAGGAGAAGCUGGAUGGAUACAAAGCAGAUGACCCCACCAUGGGAGAGGUAUGAAGCAGGAUAAUAAAUGACUAAAUUUCUGGGAAUAAAUCAUCAAACACUAGAUUACUCUGCCCCAGGAGCCUUAAUGAAAAACGUCUUAAGAAAAUUCUGAAAUGUGCAGAUUUUCGUGUCUUUUCUGGUGUCUCCAGGGUCCAGACAAGUCCCGUUCUCAACUGAUCAUCUUGGAUCGGGGUUUUGACUGUGUUUCACCUGUCCUGCAUGAGCUCACGCUGCAGGCCAUGGCGUACGACCUGCUGGGCAUCGAGAAUGACGUCUACAGGUAAAGAUGCCCCUGAAAAAGCUGAAUUUCUUUCCCUCAGUCCAAAACUUUCACUGAGUUUAAAAACUGCUUCAAAAAUACUUUGAGGCAUGAGUCUGACAGGAAAACAACAAAUUAAAGAUAAAUCUAAAUGCGAGGAAUGAGCAAAUACUAAACUCCACAGCAUGAAAAAAUUUGUGUAUAACCUUUUGUCACUCUGAUUUUCACUCUGUCAGCUUUGAGACUAGCGGGAUGGGCGAGACGAGGACGAAGGAGGUGGUGCUGGAUGAGGAUGAUGACCUGUGGCUGACUCUUAGACACAAACACAUCGCAGAGGUAUCAACGUGAGUGGCUUUGACAUUUUACUCACACAUACACACCUAUAGUAUGGACAAAUAAUCACAGAAACACCUUCCUUCUUCACAAACCUCUGACACAAAGCUGUCACAUUCAGAUAAUGCCUCAGUUUAAUCUUUUGCUCCUAACUUUCUUAGGUUUUUUCUGUUUUUGUCUUUUUCUGCUCAGGGCUGUGACUCGUUCUUUGAAAGAAUUUUCCGCCAGCAAAAAGAUGAACACAGGAGAAAAGGUAGAGAACACAGUAUCUCCUCUGGUUUUCAGCAUUUGUUACUCUGUUUCUGCUCCCUGCAGCACUUCACUCAGUCACUCAGAGCACAAGAAUACAAACUUAUAAAAUCUAUUUUUCUUUUGCAAACAAUAAUUAAUUUAGAAUUUCAUGGCUGCAACACGUGCCAAAGUAGUUGGGACAGGGGCAUGUUUACCACUGUGUUACAUCACCUUUCCUUUCAACAACACCCAAUAAACGUUUGUGAACUGAGGAGACUAAUUGUUGAAGCUUUGAAGGUGGAAUUCUUUCCCAUUCUUGUUUGAUGUACAGCUUUAGUUGUUCAACAGUCCGGGGUCUCCGUUGUUGUAUUUUACGCUUCAUAAUGCACCACACAUUUUCAAUGGGAGACAGGUCUGGACUGCAGGCAGGCCAGUGAAGUAUCUGCACUCUUUUAAUACGAAGCCACGCUGUUGUAACACGUGCAGAAUGUGGCUUGGCAUUGUCUUGCUGAAAUAAGCAGGGGCGUCCAUGAAAAAGACGUUGCUUAGCUGGCAGCUAUUGUUGCUCCAAAACCUGUAUGUACCUUUCAGCAUUAAUGUUGCCUUCACAGAUAUGUAUGUUACCCAUGCCUUGGGCACUAAUGUACCCCCAUGCCAUCACAGAUGCUGGCUUUUGAACUUUGACACUAAGCGCAUAUUACUUUUGACUUGUCAACUAAACCAUCUGGGAGUUCUUUAAAAAGAGUAUGUGUCAUUCAAAAGUGCAGUAGUGUUAUUUUUAACUAAUGCUAAUGGACAUAAUUGGACUUACUCACUAUCAAUGCAGACUUAAUAUUAGAGAUGGUAACAGUCACUCAUCACCGUAUUAAACCUCUAAUCUGUGUUUUUCAGACCACAAUGAAGGAGCUGUCUCAGAUGCUGAAGAAGAUGCCUCAGUACCAGAAAGAGCUCAGCAAGGUGAGGGCUGAAGUUUUACUGUUCUUUGGAUAGCCAAAGGAUAAAAGGGUUUUGCUUUGGGGUGUUAGCAUUUUUGAAAAACUCAAUAUUAUUUUUUGCACAGUCUAUUUGUGAAAGUAUGUUUGCAUGUGAGCAUAUGGUUUGGAAACAUAGUUGAACUAAAUAUAAGGCCGUGAAUCAGUUUAUGCAUGAAAAGAAUAUUUCAACAUGUUAAAGUAAAAAUUAUGACAAUUCGAAAUGGUACAACUCUUAAGGUUUAACUUGAUUUUAAAAAGUUUCAAAGCGGACAUACAAACCCCAAUAAACAUCCUUCUAAUUUAACUAUUUUCAGCUGAUUUACAGUUCUUUCCUCUCUGAUACCUCAGUACUCCACCCACCUCCACCUGGCUGAGGACUGUAUGAACCGCUACCAGGGCACUGUGGACAAACUGUGUCGUGUAGAGCAGGUAAAUCACAGGACUGUCUUACUUCUCUGCUCUGUCCAAACCAAAAUGACAGGUGUGAAACCUCCCCUGGACUUUGGUCUGGACCAAACAUCUGGACCUUGGUCCGACCAAAAGAGUCGGUCUCGGUCCAGACCAAACUGAACCAUGGUCUGGCUCAUGCCCAGUGUGAAAGCAUUAUAACUAUCAUACCAAAGACAGGAAAUGACACGCGGAGUAGAAGUGUCUGUUAUUUUGUUGAAUGGAGAUUGUCCAAGAAUGGGAAACUUUAUAAUGUUGUAGAUAAAGUUACACCUUUGCAGGCUCGCCUUAAAAAUCUAAGAUUUCUUGUAGAAACCUUGAACUCUGUUUAAUUGCAAACAUCCAUAUGAAGGUCUCGGGUUAAGCUUUGUUCCCUCCUGUCCUCUGUUGUUUCAGGAUUUGGCAAUGGGCAUGGAUGCAGAAGGAGAAAAAAUCAAAGAUCCUAUGAGGCUCAUAGUUCCCAUCCUGCUUGAUGCCAACGUUUCAGUGUCCGACAAGAUCCGCAUCAUCUUGCUCUACAUCUUCAUGAAGAAUGGUCAGACACUCGCUCUUUCAUACUUUCAUAUUUAAAGAUCAACACUGCGAUUAAUAAAUUUAAGAGUGGCCUCAGUGCUGUGUCAUAUUCUGUACUGAUGUUUAUUUAUGUUACGUGUUUUUUUUCUGUCUGCAUGCUUUUAUUGCACCACAGCCCUAACAGUGCAUGCUCUGCUGCAUAAGUGUAAAUCUGUGCUGCAUGUGUUUGUGCACUUGUGUGUGUAUGUCAGGUGUGACUGAGGAAAACCUGUGUAAGCUUCUUCAGCAUGCAAACAUCCCUCCUGAGGAUAGUGACAUCAUCUCCAACAUGGCCCACAUGGGCGUGCCCAUUAUCUCUGAGGUGAGCCGUCCUGUCUACAUUCUCAGAGUCUCAUUGCGGAGCAUGUUUACCAAACCAUGUAUGCUGACUGACAGGGUGUAAACCAUAGACUGUAUAUAGAAUGGACAGCGUCUGCCUCCGCGCUGGGUAAAGCCACUCGAGAACAGCACCCUCUGGUGACGGGCUGCAGUAUAGGUCAUAAAACCCGCCUCCACCAGCAAAGCUUAUGGAGCUGUGGACAAACUUUAGAAACUAAUUACACAGAAUAUACAUUUUUCUCCCCCUGCUUGUGAUGUUGACAUGUAGUUAUUGUAAGACUGGUUUGUGCUCAAGUCCUCUUUUUUCUGUACAGCUCCAUUUUUAAAAGAUAUUAGGGGUCCAUAUUUUCUAUGAUAGAUACUUGAUACAGCCUAUGGGUAUACGCUGUUUGAGCCGAGUGUCAUCACAGCGUCUCUUGGCGACUCUCCCGCCGAAUGCGUACAAUGCUACUGCGCAAGUGUUGUAGUGUGUCCAACACCACUACGCUAUGUUGGUUUCAGGAAAUGGGGAGAAAUCGCAAAAUAACCGAGAGCUUUUUGGCUUCAAAUCCGUAUAUUGGCAGAAGGCGGAACCAAGUUGUCCAUAGUUCAUACAGUCUAUGGUGUAAACAUUUCUGAGUGAAACAUCAAUUAGCCUGUGUCCUCCUUUCCAAUACAGACGUAAUUUUUUUUUAACUUCCUGAUGCAAAGAUCAAUUUCUUGCUGUUAAUUUGUGAAAUUCAAAGUUAAUCAUGGGUGGAUUUUUCAUGCUGUAAAGUGUCACUGGAUGUGGAUCAUGCCCUUCGUUUUUUCAUCUCAGAGUCGCGUGUACUGUGACAUAUACAGGUAGUUAGAAUUAAGUGUCAGUGGCAUUACAUGAUCAGUUAUCUCUUGUUUUUAUGUCAGGUCUCAGGGUGCAGCAAUUUCAGUGAACUGUUUUGGUUUUCUAGGAGACUUUAAAGCGUGAGCUACAGUUUUGGCAAUCGAUUUGUUCUCCUUUUCUCACAGGGCACCACCAAGAAAGCCAAAAAGCCUGAUCGUAAGGAACGAAUCAGUGAGCAGACCUACCAGCUGUCCAGAUGGACCCCUCUCGUCAAGGAUCUCAUUGAGGUACCUUUAGUGCUGUUUGUUUUUAAGGAAAAGUAGCUUUAACUACUGUCUGAUUCUGAUGCCACAUGAUUUAUUUGUGUUCCCUCAGGAUGCCAUUGAGGACAAACUUGACCCUAAACAGUACCCUUACAUCUCACAGCGACAAGUUUCUGCCAAAGCCAGUGCUCCAUCCAGGUGAGUAAGCAAGGAAAAAAACAUCCUACAGGAAACAGAUUUAUGUUAUAAAUUUGACAAGUGCAGCACAAGAAAAAACUUUGUAGGCAUUAUUUCAAGUACAUUAUCCAAAGUCUAGCAUCUGUUUUAUUGCUCUGUGUUUUUCUCAGUGCACGCUAUGGUAACUGGCACAAGAACCGAGGCCCCACAGAGAUAAAGACAGGGCCCAGGAUCAUUGUCUUCAUCAUCGGAGGGUUGGCGUACAGCGAGAUGCGUUGCGUGUAUGAAGUCACACAGGCCAACGGCAAAUGGGAGGCACUGAUUGGUGAGUUAUUUGCUCAGAAAUACAAAAAAAUAUUUACUCUCUAUUUUACAGACUGUUUCAAAAGCCCGAUGAAUUAAGGGAGUGUUCUUAAUAACUUUAAUAAAAGGGCACAUUUGUGGUAGACUGUGUUUCUGCUUUGUAUCGUCUUUGACUUCAUUUUGUCUGAAAAUAAAAACAAGAAUUUAUCAAGAUUUACAUUGAAAUGAUUGUUGUUUUGUUAAGAUUGAAGUCAUUUCUCUAGGUGGUGCAGUGGAUUAUGAAACGUACAUUACUUGACUUGAAAUAGUUUUCUAAUCAAGAUGUCAGUUAUUAACAGACACUAAACAGCACUUAGAUGGUUUUAUACUUUCUGAAAAGUAUAAAUAGUUGACUAUUUUAUGGUUACCGUUCUCUGUAGGUUCCACCCACAUUCUCACUCCGCCCAAGUAUCUAAAGGAACUCCAGCACUCUGACUUCCUGGACCCUAAUGCUCCACCAGAAGGCACAGAGGAGCCACCUGCAGAGUGAAACACGUUUGAAGGUAAAUAGACAGGUCACAAUAACAUUUUUGAAAAUCUCUGUGGUUUGUCCAAAGCGACACGAUACGAUAUGAUAUGAUAUGAUGCAAUGCGAUAUGACAUGACAUGACACAACACGACACGACACGAUACUGUACGAUAUAUGAUUUUACACAUUGACCGGAUACAAUACGAUAUAAUACAAUGCCAUAAGCACAAUACAAUAUGAUUUGAUUUUAUAUGAUGCAGUAUUAAACAGUACAACACACUUCACUAAAACUGAUUCAAAACAAGAUGAUGCAACAAGAUACAACCUGAAAUAAACAAUUUGGUGCAGAAUGAUGCGAUCCGAUGUGAUAUGAUGCAGUGCAAUAUAAUAUACAAUACUAAUAUGCAAUAAUAUUACAAUUCAGUGACACUGCAAUAGUUGAUUUGUUGCCAAACAAUCAUUAUAGCAAUACAUCACAAUAUCUGAUUGAUUUGAAGAUAGGAAAUGCUUGUAAAAUGUAAAGGCUGUAGGAUAGUUUGAAACUUUGCAGCAAGUUGGAAUGGCAAGAAAAACUAUUUCUUUUGCAUUCACUACUGCAUUGGGUUUAGAGAGGGGACAGAGGGGGAUGCAGAAAGAGAGAGAUGAACAGAGGUAAGAUUAAUAAGAAGGAGAGAGAGGAUAUAGAAAGAGAGGGUGGUACUAUAGUCCCUGCAGUGGUCAUGAGUUCAAGUCCCAGCCUCGACCAUUUACUGCAUGUUAUCCCCUCUCUCUACAGUACAUCCCCCAUUUUCUGUCUUUCUGAAAAAAAAAAAGAAUCAUCUGCAUACAAAUCAGCUGGUGCCCUACAAAUGCUUAACAGAAAACAUACCGACUUAUUUCAUCAGUGUUUGGUUUGCCAGCUGCACUGCAGCAGAGAAGAAAGCGCUCCAGAGGGUCGUCAUCACUGCUCAGAUCAUAGACUGCCCUCUAUCCUCCCUGGAAGAUCUGUUAAGUCUCAACAAAGCUCAGGGUGUUUCAAAAAAUCCCACCCACCCCAGACACUAUCUGUUUGAACUGCAGCCUCCAGGCAGACGUGCGAGGGCAAUGAACACAAGAACAAAUACACUGAGGAACAGUUUUUUUUUUUUUAUCUCAGAGCCAUAACUAUACUUUGUACUGCCAAAACCUGAACUGUGCUAUAUAAAAACAACUUUCUUUGUGCAAUAUAUGCAGGAAAAUGUAGCAAGUGUAUUUAGUGUAUGGUAUGUUUUUGCUUGUGUUUUUUUCUGUCUUUUUAGAAUUUAUACUAUUUAAUUUUUAUAGUAACUUCCAAUUACUGCGCUUUUGUUUGCAUCUCCAUACUUACUCAAUGACAAAAAAGAUAUUCUGUUUUGUUCAUAGAGCACUUACUAGAACAACGACUGAUUCAGAUAUGUGAAUCUUUACACUGUUAGCAAAAAAUAAGACAUUCCUUAAAGUGAUUUUAUACAAGUUCAUAAACUCAUGUCUUCUUUUGUCCUCCAGGAUCAUGGGACGCCCCCCCUUCUGUAGCCCUAAAGAACUUGAAGAAAGAAGAGCAGAUUUACCGCCACCCUAUUCCCACCCGUCUUCUCUACCGCCCCCAUUUUAACACAUUAAAUACAGACUCCAUGUUUUAUAUGAUUCAGUUGUUUUAAACUAUUAGCAGACUUAAAAUCACAAAUCUGUGUGUUGGUGUUGAUCAGAGUUCAAAGGAAGACGUUGAUCAUUCUGUUGGAUAUUGUUUACUGUAUGUUGUGAGAUGUUGAUGGUGUUGGAGGAGUAAUGUGUGUAAAUUAGUUGAGAUAACUGGAUGAGAUUCUGGGACUGUGUCAUCCAGCUCUGUUACAGCUCCAGAAAAAGGUGUGUUUUUUAUUGUAAAACUUGUGGAUUUCACUUUAUCUUUGUUUUCAUAUCUAGUGUAUUUACUCCCUCACAUGACUAUCUCUACUUUUACUUUUUAUUUUGUCAGAACAUGCUAGUUUUAAUGGAGUGCUUGAAAUUCAGUAGCUACCAUGCCAUGCUCUCCAAAUCACCAGAUUUACAGUGAUGUGUCUGACCCUGGAAUAAAUGCCAACAUAAAGUCACUAAAAUUGUGUAUUUAUAGCUUUAGAUCAAGCCUUUUAACAGAACAUUUUACAGUGUAAUUGGGUUGUCUCUUGUGCUUUGUCUCAUUCGUCAGCAGUGUAUUUUAAAGUUUGUUUUCCUCCUGGAAAUCUAGUUUACCUCUGUUUGAUCAUGAUGUCACUGUUUCUGUUGUAUCGUGAUUCUCUAUAAGUAGUGAAUUACUGUGUGUGAAGAGAUAUCAGUAUAAAGACAAGUAUGUGCUUUUACGUCCACAUGAACAAUACUCACUGCAAGUGUGUUGUGCUAAUAAAGUGGCUUCAAUGAAACCUA
Messenger RNA from Xyrichtys novacula (pearly razorfish), 25179 nucleotides. The record is from the annotation of a GenBank genome assembly. Lineage: Eukaryota; Metazoa; Chordata; Actinopteri; Labriformes; Labridae.